Messenger RNA from Choloepus didactylus (southern two-toed sloth), 1900 nucleotides. It is a transcript of the gene GRAP, whose product is annotated as GRB2 related adaptor protein. Lineage: Eukaryota; Metazoa; Chordata; Mammalia; Pilosa; Megalonychidae. The transcript is spliced from 6 exons. Gene Ontology annotation, molecular function: protein binding. The record is from RefSeq and is a predicted model, not a curated record. Bases 49 to 924 code for a protein of 291 amino acids.
UCCAGUGCUUAAGCCAGAAGUGGCACCUUCUGGGGUGGGCUUUGAUGGAUGUGUAGAAGUCUUCCGGGAGCAGAAGAGGGGAGUGGGUCCGGCCUGUGCAAAGGGCUGGGGGGCAGUUUCAGUCUCAGCUUCAGAAGAACAAACGUUCUCUCAAAACAAAGGAAGAGGGCCGCCAACUGCGGAGGAAGCAGGAAGCCGUCGGCCCCUGUGCCAGCCCAGCUGCUGCAGCGCCGGGAGGCGACGGGCCAGCGAGGGCGGCCGGGCAGCGGGAUGGAGUCCGUGGCCCUCUACAGCUUCCAGGCCACCGAGAGCGAUGAGCUGGCCUUCAACAAGGGGGACACGCUCAAGAUCCUGAACAUGGAAGACGACCAGAACUGGUACAAGGCCGAGCUCCGGGGUGCCGAGGGGUUCAUCCCCAAGAACUACAUCCACGUCAAGCCGCACCCGUGGUACUCGGGCAGGAUUUCCCGGCAGCUGGCGGAGGAGAUCCUGAUGAAGCGCAACCACCUGGGAGCCUUCCUAAUCCGGGAGAGCGAGAGCUCUCCAGGGGAGUUCUCCGUCUCCGUGAACUACGGGGACCAGGUGCAGCACUUCAAGGUACUGCGGGAGGCCUCGGGCAAGUACUUCCUGUGGGAGGAGAAGUUCAACUCCCUCAACGAGCUGGUGGACUUCUACCGCACCACCACCAUCGCCAAGAAGCGGCAGAUCUUCCUGCGGGACGAGGAGCCCCUGCUCAAGCCGCCCCGGGCCUGCUUCGCCCAGGCCCAGUUCGACUUCUCGGCCCAGGACCCCUCGCAGAUGAGCUUCCGCCGAGGGGACAUCAUUGAGGUGGUGGAGCGCGUGGACCCCCACUGGUGGCGCGGCCGGCUGGGGGGGCGCGUGGGCUUCUUCCCGCGGAGCUACGUGCAGCCGGUGCACCUGUGAGCGCGCCCACUCCGUGGAGAGGACACUGAGGCCGCGGGGCUCGGGGGAAGACGGGGGCUCCUGAUGCCGCCCCCGACCUCCGGCCCCGCCGGCCACCCAGCCAGCUGCCCACACACGCCCGCGGACGAGGGGAGCCCCCGCCUGUGCCCGGCCCCCGCCCCCUGGGCCAGUAGCGCGGUGGGUGGCUGUGGAUGGGGUCGGCAGAGCCCCCGCCCCCUCAUCCCAUCAAUCACCGCCUCCUCACAGAGGGUGGGGUCUGGUGACCCCCUGUGGGGGCUCAACCCAGGGAGAGCCCUGGGCUUGGUGGGUGGGUUCACCUGGGGCCAACCCCCUGCCUGCCCCCUCCUUUGAAAGGCCCCUUGAGACAGGUAAGGGGGUGCUGCAGGCCUGUGACCCCAACCAGUGGACAGCACUUCUGGGCAGCACCAGACCUGUGGGUGGGCCGCUGGAACCCCCAGGAUGGGGGCGGCCACCCACCCUGUUUGCUGGUGUCACCUCCAGAAGCCCCCAGCCCCAUGGACAACUUCUGAGGGGAAGGGGCUGCACCAGCCAUGCGGGGCUGGGGGCUGCAGCGGUUCUUGUCAGUUCAGGCCCCGGUUCUGCCGAGAGCAGGGAGCAGGGGCACGGGGCUGGGGCCGGAAACCUAUAGCCCACGAGGGCACCUGGGGCCAGGGCUGGACUUUGGAGGCCCAGCAGGGCCGCAUUCUGGGUCGGGGGCACAGCGGGACUAAAGGGGGGCACCCAGACGGGGGAGCUGCAGCCUUGGGGACCAGGGACACUGAGAGGGUUCCUGAAAGGGCCUUGCCGGGGGACCCACCUCGCUCCUGGGCAGGAGAGAGGCCCCUGCACCCGGCCGCAGCCACUCCAGGCCCCGAGAUCCCCGAGCUCCCCAAGCUCUGGAAGGUUCUGCUGCCCCUGCCCCGGGCCGGUGCGUUCACAAUAAAAACAGUCAACCGAGUACCGGGCCACCCCUGAA